Dendroctonus ponderosae (mountain pine beetle) is the source of this 1226-nucleotide messenger RNA. RefSeq lists its product as uncharacterized. The record is from RefSeq and is a predicted model, not a curated record. Gene Ontology annotation, molecular function: oxygen binding; heme binding. The transcript has 4 exons. Lineage: Eukaryota; Metazoa; Arthropoda; Insecta; Coleoptera; Curculionidae. The coding region runs from base 368 to 886 and encodes 172 amino acids.
CCUUAAAUGGUAACUAGUAACCAUCAAGCAACGAGAACUGCAAACCAACCGGUCCGGUUCUGUUUCCUAGUCUGGUAAUACUAAAUUAAUGCACGUUUAUAAGCCUUUAAACAAUAUCGUUCAAUAUGUGCUAUCUCGGAUAGUUUGGUGUAAAUUUGAAUUGAUUUCUGAAACAUCUUGGAAGUUCUGUGUCUGCUGUUUUCCGUCCUUGUUCAAGUUAACAGUAAUUUAGUGACGUCGUUUGCGUCCUCUAACUUGGCUGGAAAUCGUUCUUCCGAAAACACCCAACUUAUAUUAAGACUGGCUUGUGUGUUGUCGACAGUGGACUAGGCCAAGAUAAUUUAUUUGCGACCAGUUUUCCGAUAGGAUGGGAAUAAUUACUAGCUAUUUUGGCAGAGAGCUUGAAAGAGAUGAUGAUCCAGAUCCGAAGACUGGAUUAACUUCCAGAGACAUUUCCGUGUUGAAAACGACAUGGAAGCGAAUUACUGAACGAGGAGGUACUUUAGAAAUCGGAAUAGCCAUUUUUACCAACUUAUUUGAAAAACACCCAGAAUAUCAACAAUUAUUCCCAUUUAAAAACCUACGAAGAGAAGAGCUGAAAACUAGUAAUAAGUUCCGAGCUCAUUGCAUCAGCGUAAUGUAUGCUUUAACUUGUAUAGUUGAAAAUGUUUCUGAGCCUCUCAUACUGGAACAGUUAUUGAUUAAGCAAUCAACCAGUCAUGUACUCAGAAACGUUCCAGAUCAAGCAUAUUGGGACAUUAAAACUGUAAUUUUAUCAAUAGUAGCAAGCUCGAUGAACCCAAGCGAAGUUUUUGUUUGGGAGAAGUUUCUGAAAUUUGCAUUUAGAAUUAUGGUAGCAACUGCUGAAGAAACCAGGAACAACUAGUGAACAUUGGACUCACUAUCAAAUUUACCAAAAGUACAUAUGUUUUGUAAAAAUAAGUAAUGAAAGUUUGUUACAAACCAGUGUAAAACUUCUUUUAAAAUAUAUCUGAGUGUAAUUUUUUAAAUCUUAGAUCAAUCAAAUAGUUGAGUACAAGCCUUGCUAAUUUAACUUUAGAUUAUCUAAGCAAUUUUUAUGUUGUAUGUCGUUAAUCUUCUUUUUAUUGUUUUCAACGUCAUUAAUUUUCUUGAAUUUAUUUUUAUUGGCGCUUCAUCUAUAUAUAUUUUGGUUUGUAUGUCUAGUUGUAUAUCAAAUAAAACAAACAAAGCAAAUUAGAAAAAUC